Molecule: messenger RNA, 1290 nt
Organism: Thermothelomyces thermophilus ATCC 42464
Lineage: Eukaryota; Fungi; Ascomycota; Sordariomycetes; Sordariales; Chaetomiaceae
Exons: 4
Coding region: 1-1290 (429 amino acids)
Biological process (GO): regulation of intracellular signal transduction; cellular response to L-arginine
Cellular component (GO): cytosol
Source: RefSeq, a predicted model, not a curated record
AUGACUGCACAAGUGUCGUUCCUGGACGGCACCCUUAGCCUGAUCCACAUACCCCUGGAUCUUUACUCUAGCCUCCUCCAGCCGAUACUCAAGAUCCUCCUUCCGCCCAGCCAAAACCCGAGCCAGCGUGCUACAGGGGGGUGGACCAUCGAAGACCACAGCCAUGGCUUCCUCAACAUCAGCGUUACCCCCAUCGAGUGCUCCAUCGUUUGCAACUCGUCCUGGGCUUCCUCCGUAUUUGAGCCGGCCAUCCAUCGCCUGCCCAAGGAUCAGGCCAAGACAGUUGCCAUCUCUAGAGACACAUACGUCGCUCUCAGCGUGUACGGCACGGACAUGGACGCGGGAUCGAGAGUUGCGGAGUUGACGUCGCCGUUGGCACUGGCUAAUAUCCCAAUAUUUUUCAUUACUACCUAUUACUCUGACUUCAUCCUGGUGCCAACCAAAGACCGCGAAGCGGUUGUCAAGACCCUCCUCGCCCGAAAUUUUGUCUUCUCCGACGACGACCAGUCGCGUCUCGUAUCCGCCAACCCUUCUCCCACGUCAACGGCUCAUCACUUGGGCCUUGGCACUGCCCGCGGCAGAGCACCAUCCAACCCGGAAUCUCAGGCCGACACCGUAAGCGACCUCCAGCAGCGCACCUUCGACCUCCUCAAGCGACGCCACGUGACGCCGCGCAUCGAGCCGGGCCUCACCCUGGUCCAGUGCAGCGGGAUCCGCGGCGCCGUGACCCCCUCCUCUCACCCAGGGCGCUCCCGACGCGGCAGCGGCGCCCCCAACGGUGGCUGUGGCGGCGGCGGCGGCAACGGGAGCAGCGGGUGCGGCGGCGGCGGCCCCGGCUGGGUGGACACGGUCGACACCAGGUUAUACACCGGCAUCGUCGCGGCGCUGGCUGCCCAGCCGCGCUUCCUGAGCGUCACGCUCGCGCAGGAUGACCCGCCGUCGUUGUUGGUGGAUAAGGCCCUGCUGAAGAUCUUUGGGAGCGCGCUGGUGGGUCCCAUGGAGGGAGCGCUGGUGCCCAUCUUUCUGGAUCUGGCCGACCUGCCGUUUGAGGCUACCGGCAUAGUGUCGGGCGUUGCGGGGAGGCUGGUGAGGGAGCUGAAUGCCGCGGCAGGGAGCGGGGGGAAUGGCUCCGCAGGUGUCGGUGUUGGGAUCGGACUGGGCGCCGAGUUGUCGUAUUUGUCUACGGCGAGGGCGGGCGCGGUGAUCUUGGGGCGGGAGCAGGCGGCUGUGGCGUUGGGAGUGUUGAAGCCUCUGCUUGCCGGGGAGGAAGGGAGUGAGGGCCCUAGUUGA